AUGCUGAAGUGUAAUCAUCACCACGAUGUCCAUUUGGAAUCAGAUUCGGUCCGAGGUCGUCGUGGAGUGAUUGAGGAGGAAAAAUACUAUAACAUUCACACACAACAACAAGAUUCACAUUUAAACAAACCCUGGGUUCCUGGGCCUUUGCCACCUGAAGAAGACCCGACUACCCGAAUUUCUAUCACCAACGAAGUUAAGGAUGUUUUGCCCUUAUAUCAAACUACAGAACGAGUUACUGAUAAACCUACAGGACGGGGUGCAAGAGCUUCAAACGAAAAUUGGAUCAAACUGCCCUUAUCUGGCCAUGAUGAACAUCAAAGAGACCAAUUACAAAGAGAUCAAUUACCAAGAGACCAAAUACAACGAGAUCAAUUACAAAGAGAUCAACUACAAAGAGAUCAAUUACAAAGAGAUCAAAGAGACGAUAUUCUGACUCCUCCACAACCUUCUGGAGAUCUGAUCAACUCACGAAUGCCAAGAGUCAACUUUGUGACUCAGAACAAAGCACUGGAAGCUUCGGAAUCUCGUAACGAUAAGGAAUCUAUUCAGAGAAGUACGAGGACAGAUGAGCUACGAACAGAAUUUGUAAGACCUGAUGAGGAAAGAGAUAGAGCGUAUAAACCGGUAUAUCCAAGGCAAGCUGUCUACAACCAGCCUGCUCCAGAAGAGUCAAGAAGAUAUUUCUAUGAUGACAGAUAUUAUCCAGUACCAGACGACCUCUAUAGAAGAGAUCCUUAUUACGACAUGAUUGACCGCAGGCGUUAUAACCCUUACGGCUCUCGAAUAGAUAGAUACGAUGACAAUUACGACAAUUACAUACCUAGAAAACCAAAAAGAAUUAUUUAUUAUGCUCAUUUGCCUGAAGUAGUUCGGACACCGCCUAGUGUGGAUUUGAGGUAUAGAUAUACCAUGGAUCCCUAUAGACGCUAUGAUGAUGACUUAUAUGCGAGAAACGGAAGGUACGACUAUAGAUUUAGAAGUAGAUAUCCUUACGCGCCAUUAAGGAAAGAUGAACGCAAUUAUAGAGACCUGGCAGGAGCUGGAACCGCGAACAAAGAUAAAAAAGUUGAAGACAAAGUAACACCUACACCAAUUUUACCACAAAAUGAAGAUAAGUUUAAGACAGGUAUAAAUGCUAAUAAAAAUCUUAUAAACAGUCAUCAGUAUCAUGAAAGUGUUGAUACUUACAAUCAACCUAUUGCGCACAAGGCCUUUCAAGAUGUAGUAAGACACGACGAUAGCUACCUCAGAUAUGAUGAAACCUUAUUCCACGGUCAUGUUGAUGAACCAUAUCAAAGAAAAUAUUAA
This is a messenger RNA of Arctia plantaginis, 1311 nucleotides long. NCBI's taxonomy places the organism in Eukaryota, Metazoa, Arthropoda, Insecta, Lepidoptera, Erebidae. The record is from the annotation of a GenBank genome assembly.